GAUGAGUGAGCUUUCCAAAUAAGAAUUGUUCAGAGACGUUUUAUUUUUUAACGUAAUUAUUGUUAAAGAAUCUAAAAAAGUAAUUCAAAUUGUGAAUUGCACUAAAAAUGUCUUCACACAGAGAAGCUAUUCAGAAACAAAUUCAACAGGAUUGGGCAAAUAGAGAAUACAUAGAAGUUAUAACAGGUAGCAUAAAAAAGAUUACUGAUUUCCUUAAUUCAUUUGACAUGUCGUGUAGGUCUCGACUGGCAGUGCUGAAUGAAAAACUAACAACUUUGGAGCGCAGAAUUGAAUAUUUAGAAGCUUGUGUCACAAAAGGAGAAACUUUAACAUAAAUACUGAAUAACACUGAUGUCAUUUUUAUUUUCUUUAUUGUACAUAAUACAUGGUUCUAAAUAUAAUUACUUUAAAUAAAUUACAAGUUUGACAAUG
This is a messenger RNA of Phymastichus coffea, 432 nucleotides long. It is a transcript of the gene HSPC300, whose product is annotated as probable protein BRICK1-B. Gene Ontology annotation, molecular function: protein-containing complex binding. The record is from RefSeq and is a predicted model, not a curated record. Bases 108 to 335 code for a protein of 75 amino acids. Gene Ontology annotation, biological process: regulation of actin polymerization or depolymerization; actin filament organization; cell motility. The transcript has 3 exons. Gene Ontology annotation, cellular component: SCAR complex. NCBI's taxonomy places the organism in Eukaryota, Metazoa, Arthropoda, Insecta, Hymenoptera, Eulophidae.